Molecule: messenger RNA, 730 nt
Organism: Linum tenue
Lineage: Eukaryota; Viridiplantae; Streptophyta; Magnoliopsida; Malpighiales; Linaceae
Source: the annotation of a GenBank genome assembly
GAAACCCAAGCGGCGCUCCAAUCCUCUCUUUUCUUUCGUUUCUUUCUUUCCCCUUCUACUGGAAAACGAUCGACAACCGAAAAGAAUAAAGGAAACGAAACCCUCGAAAUCCAACCUCCUUUAUCUUUCGUUUUCUCUGGAAAUCGAGCAAGAAGGAAGAAAAGAACAACGAUUCACUCCGACUCUUUCUCUCUCGCCGUUCUAAAUCGCGACGAUGACGACGACGAUGAUGAAGCAGGGUUCAAAGGUCAGUUUUGGUUGCAUGUUAAGUUUUUUGUGCAAUUGUCAAUUAGGGAUUUUUAGGGUUUUAAUCAAUUUUUGGUUUCUCUUUUGAUUUCUGGGUUUUAUCGAGGGGAGAAAGAGGAGAUAGAUCUCUCCGGCCAUCGAGGCUCCCCGAUGAAGGUGGAGAAGGAAAGGCCGACUGUCUGAAUCUACUUUCUGUUUCGGAGAUGGCUUAGAUCUAGGUGAGUUUUUCCUAAAUUCGGUUUACUACGGCUGGAGAGAUUAAACUGGAAAAGUGAAUCAUGUUGUUGAUUGGAGAAAGGUUCAUAGAUCUUGUAUUUUGGGAUUGUGAUUUGGUGUUUGUGGGUCCAAGGUUGAUUUGCUUCAAAGGAGAUGGUGGGUCAAGCCUGAAACUUAUUGAACACUUGUAACUCUCAUUAGUUAUUUGUGAUUUGUAAUUAUGAUUGUAAUUGUAAUUUAGUAAAAUUUUUAAUAAUACAUUUUUCUU